Molecule: messenger RNA, 5061 nt
Organism: Carcharodon carcharias (great white shark)
Lineage: Eukaryota; Metazoa; Chordata; Chondrichthyes; Lamniformes; Lamnidae
Gene: edc4
Product: enhancer of mRNA decapping 4
Exons: 29
Coding region: 58-4248 (1396 amino acids)
Biological process (GO): deadenylation-independent decapping of nuclear-transcribed mRNA
Cellular component (GO): P-body
Molecular function (GO): protein binding
Source: RefSeq, a predicted model, not a curated record
GGCAGUUUGGCGGGGGCGGCUGCGCGCGCACUCUUUGGUUUUCAGGUCGCCGCCGCCAUGGCGUCGCCGCCGAGUCCGGCUUCCAAGAUGGAUAUCGAGAACGCCACGCAGCACCUCCGGGAUAUGCUGAAGCUGGACCGGGUUACCGAGUCAACGAUCGACAACCAAAAGAAAUCCACAUCUUACAAUGGAGAACUAAAUGGAUUGCUGGUUCCAGAUCCCAUUGGAGCUGGAGAUGGGCCCAUUCUCAGAGAGUCAAACAGUGCAAAUUUGGAGAAGCUGAACUUACAGGAAAAUCAGGAGAUAUACCUCUCGGGUGAUGACAGUUCAAAUUGUGUUAUAUCUGCCAAAGAAGUGGAAAUUGUGGCAAGCAAUGAUUCUAGCAUCAGUAAUAAAGCCAGGGGUAGCAACAAGGUAAAAAUACAACCUGUGGCAAAAUAUGAAUGGGAGCAGAAAUACUACUAUGGUAACCUCAUAGCAGUGUCCAAUCAGUAUCUGGCAUAUGUUAUCAGAGGGGCUAAUGGCAUUGGCAUGGUACGUGUAUUGAGCGUUGGAAUGGCUGAACGGACUUUACUGAAAGGAUUUACUGGAGGAGUUGCUGAUUUGAGUUUUGCACACCUCAACUCUAAUCAACUAGCAUGUGUUGAUGAGGCAGGAAACCUAUUUGUCUGGCAACUUAAUGAAGAAAAUGGGAAAAUACAGGAAAAGAUCGUAGUGCACAUCAAGAGACCUGAGGGAACACCUUUAAAUACAAACAGGAGGGUCAUCUGGUGCCCCUUUAUUCCAGAGGAGAACGAUGAAAAUGAUGAAGGAAAUCAAACACUUGCUGUUUUACAUGAAGAUAGGGCUGAAGUUUGGGAUCUGGAUAUACUAAGAAACAGUAAUAGUGUCUGGCCCAUUGAAGCAACAGAUAUAAAAGAAGGCUUUAUCAUUGUGAAAGGGCACACAGCAAGAAUCAGUGAAGGUGCAUUAUCCCCAGAUGGAACAGUCCUUGCCACUGCGAGCCAUGAUGGAUAUGUAAAAUUCUGGCAGAUCUACAUAGAAGGGCAAGAUCAACCGAGGUGCCUUCAUGAGUGGAAGCCCCAUGAUGGAAGACCAUUAUCAUGCCUACUUUUUUGUGACAAUCACAAAAAGCAGGAUCCAGAUGUCCCUUUCUGGCGUUUCUUGAUCACUGGCGCAGAUCAGAACAGGGAGCUGAAGAUGUGGUGUACAGUGUCAUGGACCUGUUUACAGACCAUCAGGUUUAUGCCUGACCCUUUUAAUACCAAUAUACGCCCAAGCCUGAAAGCCAGCUUGGAUCUCUCUGCAGAAUACCUAAUCCUCAGCGAUGUACAGAGAAAAGUGUUGUAUGUGAUGGAGCUACAUCAGAACCAGGAUGAAGGCAAGGCCCAUUUUGUCUCCAUAUCUGAGUUUUUGCUUACUCACCCAGUGCUUAGCUUUGGCAUCCAGGAUGUCAGCAGAUGUCGCCCGAGACACACAGAGGUUCUACCAGCUGAGGAAGAGAGUGACAGUUUAAAUGCAGAAGGAACCCCUGGCCCUGUUGAAUCUUCAGUAGUGCAGAUAAAAUUAUACUGUGUACACACCAAAACACUUCAGGAUGUGCAGAUUUACUUCCAACCAUAUCAGAAUCCCGAAGAACCUGUGUUAAUGUCAUCUGUUGCCUCCCAUGAAGAUUUCACAUUCACAGAUCAUCUAACAGAUGUGAGCAUUGAGGGGCCAGCAUCUGAUAAGGGCUCUGGCAGAGGUUCGCAGCAUGAUCUGCGGCGUAUAGUAGAUCUUCCAGUUCCUACAGACUUCCUUUCUGUCUCCAAUGAUGUGAAACCAAAAUUAAUGACUCCAGAUGCUUUCAUGACUCCUAGCACUUCACUUCAACAGAUCUCUGUGUCACCAGGGAGCAGUGUAAGCACUUUGACUGCAGUGACUGGUUUGAGUAACAGCUCUGUUAAUGAGACUGGAACAACAAGACCUGCUGAAGACCUGUGCCUAAGCCCAAAGAUGACAUUGGAGAAUGUCACUCUCAGUAAUAGCACAAGCAGCACUGUUCAAGCUAGUCCGAGGAGCAACUCUGUACAGCUUAUCCCAGGGCUUUCUGACCAACUACCCUCAAAACCUCUUCAGGUUCCUGGUGCUAACUCAUCGCUUCCUCUGGAGCUUCAGUCUGUGGACCCUCUCUGUGUGCCUCAAAGUUCUCCAACACGGGAACGCUCCCCUGAUGUGAUCUCCUCAGCCUCCACAGCAUUGUCACAGGACAUUCCUGAAAUUGCCUCAGAGACCCUUCAGCGUGCAUUUUCAGGUUCUGUGUUAGCCACUGAGGUCCUGGAACCGACUCAGCAUAUAGAUAGCAUGGCUUCUGCUGCCUCAGCACUGCAUCUAUUAUCUCCGAGAAGUAGACCUAACUCGGAACAUAGCCAUCACUCUCUGGAUAUGCCUCAGGUGGAGGUGGAGCGGUUGAGUACUCCAUCGCUCUUAGAAACUGUCUUGUCUCAGGAGAAUACAGCAGCGGACAAUGUUACCAGCCAACCUUGGCCAGCAGCACCUGACAUUACCCGAGAAACUCGGAACAGCAUCAAUGAGAGCUCAAGAGAGGAUAUGCAGGAGAAGCAUAAGAACUCCACCUUUCACAGGCAUCCAUAUCAGUUACACCAGCACGAUAGCCAGGAUGCCAGUGCUGAACAGAGCGAUCAUGAUGAUGAAGUAGCAAGCCUUGCUUCCACGUCAUGUAGCUUUGGUUCAAAGUCUGCUUCUCACAGACUUCCAGCUAAAGACUGGAAAUCAAAAACAUCUCCUCGAUCCUCUCCCAAAUUGAGAAGAAAGAGCAAAAAGGAAGAUGGGGAGAUCACACAAUCCCCACGGUCAGAGCAGCAGCAGCAGUUCAACACAGACCAGGAAGAGUUGCUCUCUCUCUUACGAAGCCAACAGAGGGAGCUCUGUGAAUUGAGACAGAACCAGUUAGAGCUUAUGCAGAGGCUCACCGAUCAUAUGGAUGCAGUGCAAGGCUCCAUUAUGGGUCAUGUGGAACGGAUUAUGGUCACGCAGCAAGAACAAGAACAGAGGCGAACAGAUAGGAUCUUGGCAGAAGGACGUGAAAGAAGUGGGCAUUUUCAGGAACAGCUGUCUCAUCAGCUCUCUCAGAAUUUGGCGAAUUCUAUUGGUAAUCGUAUUGAGAAGACUGUUCGGGAUGAGAUGAAGAAAACUUUACCACAAUGUAUUUCCAAAAAUUUGGAGCCAGUGUCAGGUCAACUGAAUAACCACAUUACAACCAAGCUUGCAGCAAUUGAAGGAAUAUUAAAAGAGAAUAUAACAAAAAUGGUAAAAUCAAAGAAUAUUGCAGAGAGUAUUGGAAGAGCUGCAGCAGACGCCUUGCAAGGACCGAUACAGUCAAGUUACAGAGAGUCGUUCCAGAGUAUAGUUGUACCUGUAUUUGAAAAAGCUUGUCAGUCAAUGUUCCAGCAAAUAAAUGACAGCUUCAAGCAAGGAACACAAGAAUAUAUCCAGCAACUAGAGAUCCACCUUCAGUCCAAGAAGGCACAAGAGCAAGAAAUCCGAGAUCCUCUGAUUAGUCAGCUGCAACAAAUGAUUGACCGCUUCCAGAAUGCCACUGAUCACCUUGCUGCCACCAUCACAAAUGGCAUGCGUUCAGAAGUGCAACAUCAGCUUCACAUCAUUGUCAGCAACUUACAGGAAUCGAUUCUGACUCAAGUACAGAGAAUUGUGAAAGGCGAAGUUGGCCUAGCAAUGAAGGAGCAACAAGCUGUUGUUACUUCCAGUAUUAUGCAGGCCAUGCGUUCAGCUGCUGGGACCCCCAUUCCAACAACUCACAUGGAUUUCCAAUCCCAGCAGGCUCACAUCUUGCAGCUGUUGCAACAGGGACAACUUAACCAAGCAUUUCAACAGGCAUUGACUGCGGCAGACCUCAACCUGGUACUUUAUGUAUGUGAAACUGUGGAUUCUCAGCUGGUCUUUGGUCAGCAUCCUUGUCCUCUGACCCAGCCGGUUUUGCUUUCACUUAUUCAGCAGCUCUCCACUGAUCUCAAUUCACGCACAGAACUAAAACUCAGUUACCUAGAGGAUGCAGUCAUGAAUCUGGAUCACACAGACCCAGUUGCUAGGGACCACAUGGGCUCUGUAUUGAAUCAAGUCAGACAGAAACUGUACCAGUUCAACCAGGCAGAACCUCACAGUAGUGUGAGCAAAAGAGCUCGGAGACUUAUGAUGAUGCUUCAAGGACUGGUGACUCCACUGAGCUAAACUGUAGUCAAUAGCUGAUGGCAUUUUCAUGAUCUGUAAGGAUUGUGUUAUAAUUAUACAAUUCACAUAGCUGUAUGUUACUAAUUAAUCUUUUUUUAAAAUCAAACUCGAGGGCUUGUGUGCCUCUCAUCUGUGGUAAGAAAACUAUGGUUGGAGCCACAGGUUAGAGCAGUACCCUGAUGCAUAAGCUGCUUCAAACAUGCUCUUUUUCAACUUUCCUCUAAUCUGUUAAGGCCAUUUUGUAUGAAUAUCUACAUGUAUGUUCCUCAGGUUAAAAGUAACCCAUGUAUAUAUGAAAAAAAAAUCUCUUCCCCUCUCAUGGUUACAUUGAUGAAGCAGCUCAGGCUAAAUAACCAACACAGAAUGCAACAAAUUGAGACCUGCAUGCUUUCUUAAAUGCAUCAAACAUAAAUGAACUCAGUUGAAGAAUAGGCUUAUGUUCUCCCUUGCCCCUGUUGAAUUCCUUGAGGUACUAAACAGCCUCUCAUUUGGAAAUUCUGACUUCAGAGCUACAGAGGUAAAUACAACUGUCAGAAGCUAAGUGAGCAUCCAAAAAUAUUUUUUCAGAAUAUUUCAAAUUAGUGUUGGACUGUUACUUUGUGAAAUUUCACAGAACAUAGUUUGUUUCUAUCAUGUUAGUUUGGAAGAAAAAUAGAAAAAAAAUCAAAGCUGGCAAGUUUGUUUAUUGCAUAAUGUUAUUCAUCAUUUAUGAUUUUGUUGUAAUUUUACAUUUUGCUUACUUUUUACCUUUAAUAUGGGAACUUCCUGUUUGGAUAAUGUUUCAAAAAUGUUCAAUAAAGACUUUGGAAAUUA